CAAAUUUAGUACUCCCAAAUACUCCAUUUCCUCUCCAACAAUAUUCUCCUCCUCUUCCUUCCCAAACAUACUUUAAGAGCGGGAUGCGAACACUUGUCCAGUUGUCCCUGACCCCAGGGGUCUAAAGACCUGCUGGAGUCUAGCCAAUAUGAAUGGACUAGAAGUUAUGAGAGCGGGUCGGCCUUAAUAAGUAGAUGAAUGACAGAUCGAUUCACACACACCGCAAAAGAUCUACACGAUUCAAUCAAUUGUAUAUGAUGGAGAAGGGAAUCGGUCCUCAUCACUGCCCGCCGGCGUCAGAGCGACCUCCAACUCCGGCGGAAUUCAAGGGAAGUUGCGGCGGCAGCAGCAGGUUACACACAACACUGGCGGUGGCGCUGUGGCUGGGCACCAUCCACCUCAACAUCUUCAUCCUAUUCGCUUCCUUCUCCUUCCUCCCAUUCUCCCAUGCCAUCGCAGUUGCGGGGGGACUUUUGCUGUUUUUUGCGCUAGUCCCGAUUGACGAGAAUAACAAACACGGCCGGAGAUUAGCAAGGUACAUAUAUAAGCACGCGUGUAGCUACUUUCCGGUGCAUCUGUACGUGGAGGACUCUGGGGCAUUCGAUCCCAAUCAGGCAUACAUUUUUGGGUAUGAACCGCACUCUGCUUGGCCAAUUGGAGUGAUUUCACUUGCAGACCUUACAGGCUUCAUGCCACUACCAAGAGUGAAAUUCCUCGCUAGCAGUGCUGUCUUUUUGACACCAUUCAUGAGGCAUUUAUGGACCUGGUUGGGAACAUCACCUGCAACAAGGGAUAAUUUUAAGUCCCUCCUGUCAUCCGGCUAUAGCUGCAUCAUAGUGCCGGGUGGAACUCAAGAAGUAUUCUAUAUGGAUCCUGGCUCUGAGGUUGCUUUCCUUAAUUCAAGAAAAGGAUUUGUAAGGAUUGCUAUAGAGACGGGCAAGCCUUUAGUUCCUGUAUUUUGCUUUGGCCAGUCCGAGGUAUACCGGUGGUGGAAACCCAGCAGCAAAUUGUUUUUGAAAAUUUCUAGAGCUAUAAAGUUCACACCACUUAUUUUCUGGGGAAUCCUCGGAUCCCCUAUACCUUUCCGACAACCCUUGCAUGUUAUUGUUGGCAGACCCAUUCAAGUCAAGAGGAAUCCACUCCCUCCAUGUAAAGAGGUUGAGGAUGUACAUCAUCGUUUUGUUGCAGCACUGCAACAUCUUUUUGAGAAACACAAAAGGAAAGUUGGCCAUGGUGAUCGAGUGCUAAAAAUUCUUUAAGCUCCAGUUAUUAUCUAUUUACCUGUUUGCAACAUCCACAAAUGGGCAAGGUGUUAUGGGAGUACGCGUUUGUGUAGUAUAUUUUUGCAAUUAUACUUUUCAGGAAUGGUUUCUUGAAAAAUUAUAUGAGGUGUUAGUUCAUCAAAAGAAAUUAAGAAGGGAAAACUAUCAAAUAAGCCCUCUAAUUUACAAAAAAAAUGCAAAUCACCCCUUACAUAAGAGGCUCUGUCCAACCGUCGUCAUUUGGGACGGUUCCAGGUGGAAGUUUCUGAUGAAAUUUGUUCAGCAUCUAAUUCAUUAAUUAAGUCUAGUUUACUCAUACCAAAUUUCAGCUAAAAAUUCAAUCGAGAAGAAGGACAAAUGAAUUUUUGAAAAUAAAUGUGCAGUUCAAUAUUGUAGUAUAUUUUAGAAAAUCAUUUGACUGCCUUCCCCGUUAAAUUUUUAGCUGAAAUUUGGUAUGGCUAAACUAGACUUAAUAAAGAAGAUGCUCAAAAAAAUUCAUCAAAAAAUUUCACCGAAAAACCUCCCCAAAUGACGACGGCCGGACAUAGCCUCCUAUAUAAGGGGUGAUUUGCACUUUUUUUGUAAGUUCAAGGGCUUAUUUCAUAGUUUUCUCAAUUAAGAAUUAUAAUAAAAGUAUAAAUUAGACUGUUUUGUGACAAAGCAUUUGACUAUGUAAUUUUUUGAUAAACUAUUUUUUUUUGAACGGAAGUGAUAAAAUAUUUUGUGCAAUUACUUAUUUAUUUGACUUUUCCAUUCUUAAAGUCGUCAAAAUGGUAAAAGUUUGAUUUGUACCUUGAGCAAAAAGCCUCUUUAAUUUAAUUUAGAUUAUAUUUGGC
Messenger RNA from Cuscuta epithymum, 2098 nucleotides. The record is from the annotation of a GenBank genome assembly. NCBI's taxonomy places the organism in Eukaryota, Viridiplantae, Streptophyta, Magnoliopsida, Solanales, Convolvulaceae.